UCCAUCAGGUUUCAUUUCCUCCGCUCGUGACAAACCGUACAGUUCGGUUUCCGGUGGACGGAGACGACAUGGCGCUGUUUAUGAGAACGUGCACUCUCGUGGUGCAGCUCGUGACGCUCCCGCUAGUGAUCGCGGAGGCGCUCGGGCUCUACCGACUGUACAAGCGCUUUUUCCCGUUCCUCAUGUACAAGAUCUCGGCUAGUUACGGCGUGAAACUGAAGGAGCGGAAGCGCGAGCUGUUCCGCGACAUGGCUCGGUUCGGUCGGGCGCGCGGGCCUCUGCGCGUGCUGGAGAUCGGCUGCGGGACCGGAGUCAACUUCGAGCACUUUCCUGCCGGCUGUAAGGUGACGUGCACAGACCCGAACCCGCACUUCGAGCUUUACCUGCAGAACAGUAUGAAGCUCAGCCAACACCUGGAGUUUGAAAGGUUCAUGGUGGCGCCUGCUGAGGACCUGCGGCAGGUGGAGGACGGUUCUAUGGACGUGGUGGUGUGUACACUGGUUCUGUGUAGUGUACAGAGCCCAGACAAGGUCCUGCAGGAAGCCAAGAGGAUACUCAGGGAGGGUGGAGCCUUUUUCUUCAUGGAGCAUGUGGUGGCCGAAGAACCCAGCUGGACCUACUUUUUUCAGCAUGUUCUUCAGCCUUUCUGGUACGUUGCACGACAAUCGAAGAGAGCUAAGAUCAUCUGAGAAAAAUUGUCAGAAAUCACAACUUCACAAGACAACAGAUCUUGACUCUUACUGUACACUCCUGGCCAAGUUCUCUUCAGACGUGACUUCUGCCAAGACUUACUUCUACAAGGAAAAGCUUGAUGCUUCGGCACAAGACCAUUGUACACUCCACAACAUCUUUUCCUCUCUACUCAACCCCCCGGCUUCACCUUCUUCAUCCUCCUUGGCUGUGGAAGACUUUACUUCUUUCUACCAUGAGAAGAUUGAGGAAAUCUGCAGGACUAUCACUUCUGCCCAGACUGCACCUACAUCUCAGUCUGGAUUCCCGUAUGCCUUUGUUGUCGCAUUUCUCAACCGUAGCAGCAGAAGAGAUUUUACGACUCAUCCGGCCUUACAAUCCUACCACCUGCCCAUAAUGAAUCCCUUCCACUAUGCUUCAGCCCAUCUUGGACCUUCAAGACCUUCUGCUCCUCAUCACCAUGAUCAUCAAUGGAUCCCUAACAUCUGGUCAGGUACCAACUACUUUCAAGAGAGCAAGGGUUAUUCCCAUCCUAAAGAAACCUGCUCUGGAUACAUCAGACAUCAGUAACUACAGACCGGUAUCACUUCUCUCAU
Tachysurus fulvidraco (yellow catfish) is the source of this 1286-nucleotide messenger RNA. RefSeq names its product putative methyltransferase-like protein 7A. Bases 69 to 689 code for a protein of 206 amino acids. The transcript has 3 exons. Lineage: Eukaryota; Metazoa; Chordata; Actinopteri; Siluriformes; Bagridae. Gene Ontology annotation, molecular function: S-adenosylmethionine-dependent methyltransferase activity. The record is from RefSeq and is a predicted model, not a curated record.